CUUGUCGACCUGGAUUCUACAAAGCCUCUGCCGGCAACGUGAAGUGUGCCAAAUGCCCACCUCACAGCUCUACCUACGAAGAUGCGUCUCUGAACUGCAGGUGUGAAAAGAAUUACUUUCGCUCUGAGAAAGACCCUCCAUCCAUGGCUUGCACCAGACCACCAUCUGCUCCAAGAAACGUUAUUUCUAACAUCAAUGAGACAUCCGUUAUCCUGGACUGGAGCUGGCCUCUUGACACUGGAGGUCGGAAAGAUGUCACUUUCAACAUCAUUUGCAAAAAGUGUGGAGGAAGCAUCAAGAUGUGUGAGCCAUGUAGUGACAACGUGCGAUUCUUACCCCGUCAGACUGGACUCACCAACACCACAGUGACAGUAGUGGACCUUUUGGCACAUACCAAUUACACUUUUGAGAUUGAUGCAGUCAACGGGGUAUCUGACUUGAGUACACUUUCCAGGCAAUUUGCUGCUGUCAGCAUCACAACUAAUCAGGCUGCUCCGUCCCCCAUCACAGUCAUAAGGAAAGACAGGACAUCCAGGAACAGCGUGUCUCUCUCUUGGCAAGAACCCGAACACCCGAACGGGAUCAUCUUGGACUACGAGGUCAAAUACUAUGAAAAGCAGGAACAAGAGACAAGCUAUACUAUUCUGCGAGCUAAAGGCACCAAUGUUACCAUCAGUGGCCUCAAACCUGAUACCACCUACGUCUUCCAAAUUCGAGCACGAACUGCAGCUGGAUACGGGACAAACAGCCGCAAGUUUGAAUUUGAAACCAGUCCGGAUUCAUUCUCCAUUUCCAGUGAGAAUAGCCAGGUCGUAAUGGUUGCCAUUUCAGCGGCGUUAGCCAUUAUUCUCCUCACAGUUGUGGUGUACGUCCUGAUUGGGAGAUUCUGUGGAUACAAGAAGUCUAAACAUGGCACAGAUGAGAAAAGACUACAUUUUGGGAAUGGCCAUUUAAAACUCCCAGGCCUGAGAACUUACGUAGAUCCACAUACGUAUGAGGAUCCCAAUCAAGCUGUGCAUGAAUUUGCCAAGGAACUAGAUGCUUCUAAUAUAUCCAUUGAUAAAGUAGUUGGAGCAGGGGAAUUUGGAGAAGUGUGCAGUGGGCGCCUGAAGCUGCCUUCUAAAAAGGAAAUUUCAGUGGCUAUCAAAACCCUGAAAGUUGGCUACACAGAAAAACAGAGAAGGGACUUCCUGGGAGAAGCAAGCAUCAUGGGACAGUUUGACCACCCUAAUAUCAUUCGAUUAGAGGGAGUCGUCACUAAAAGUAAACCAGUUAUGAUUGUUACUGAAUAUAUGGAAAAUGGUUCCUUGGACAGCUUCCUUCGGAAACAUGAUGCCCAGUUCACAGUCAUCCAGCUAGUAGGCAUGCUUCGAGGGAUUGCAUCUGGCAUGAAGUAUUUGUCAGAUAUGGGUUAUGUCCAUCGAGAUCUAGCUGCUCGUAAUAUCCUCAUCAAUAGUAACUUGGUAUGCAAAGUCUCAGAUUUUGGUCUCUCUCGUGUACUGGAAGAUGACCCAGAAGCUGCUUACACCACAAGGGGGGGCAAGAUUCCUAUCCGAUGGACAUCACCAGAAGCCAUUGCAUAUCGGAAGUUCACAUCAGCCAGUGAUGCAUGGAGCUAUGGGAUUGUUCUCUGGGAGGUGAUGUCUUAUGGAGAAAGACCAUACUGGGAGAUGUCCAACCAGGAUGUGAUUAAGGCUGUUGAUGAAGGGUACCGCUUGCCACCUCCUAUGGACUGCCCAGCUGCCUUGUAUCAGCUGAUGCUGGACUGUUGGCAGAAAGACAGAAACAACAGACCCAAGUUUGAGCAGAUUGUCAGCAUCCUGGAUAAGCUGAUCCGUAAUCCCAGCAGUCUGAAAAUAAUCACCAAUGCGGCGGCAAGGCCAUCAAAUCUUCUCCUGGACCAAAGUAACAUUGACAUUUCAGCCUUCCGCACGACAGGUGAUUGGCUCAAUGGUUUUCGGACAGGACAGUGCAAAGACAUUUUCACGGGUGUGGAGUACAGUUCCUGUGAUACAAUAGCCAAGAUUUCUACAGAUGACAUGAAGAAAGUCGGCGUUACAGUUGUGGGGCCUCAAAAGAAGAUUGUUAGCAGUAUCAAAGCUCUAGAAACUCACACAAAGAACAGCCCUGUUCCUGUGUAAAGUACCAAAAUGAUGUUGCUCAGGAGAGAAAAGUUGCGUCACAGGGCAAAUGUGAUGGCUGAUAAACGGCAGAAUUUAAAGGAGUUCUUUGCAACAGCUUUGGAAACAUAAUGGUUGAAAUUUCAAACCCACUAAGACACUCAAAUAUUGAGUAUAAAUGCCUUAAAAAUAGGAGUGAACUUGUUUUCUAUCUGUUAAUCCUAAAGGGUGGGUGCUCUUGACUGACUGUUAAUGCAGAUAGUAAAUCUCAAAAGAAAAAAAUAUGUAAAAAAUCCUUCCAA
Molecule: messenger RNA, 2422 nt
Organism: Pelecanus crispus (Dalmatian pelican)
Lineage: Eukaryota; Metazoa; Chordata; Aves; Pelecaniformes; Pelecanidae
Source: RefSeq, a predicted model, not a curated record